Nematostella vectensis (starlet sea anemone) is the source of this 2216-nucleotide messenger RNA. Its product is annotated as 2-aminoethylphosphonate--pyruvate transaminase. NCBI's taxonomy places the organism in Eukaryota, Metazoa, Cnidaria, Anthozoa, Actiniaria, Edwardsiidae. Bases 65 to 1336 code for a protein of 423 amino acids. The transcript has 4 exons. Gene Ontology annotation, molecular function: 2-aminoethylphosphonate:pyruvate transaminase activity. Gene Ontology annotation, biological process: organic phosphonate catabolic process. The record is from RefSeq and is a predicted model, not a curated record.
UCACGUGUCGCGUAUGUGAAGAGCUCUUGUCUGACUGGAAGCAAAGCAGAACGCGAGCAAAAUCAUGGCUCUUCGGCUAUUGGUAUCAAGAACCGCUCGCCUGUCUCAAAGACACCUGCUUAAAAGCCCUUUCCAAACGCUCGGUAUCCGUGUAGCUGGCUGCUCCUCUGUUCCGCCGCCGGAAUCAUCCGAUGAGGAGAUUGUCCAUCCAAAAGACAAGAAGCUGUUCACACCUGGCCCACUAGGAACUAGCUUCACUGUCAAGAAAUCAAUGCUACGUGAUGUUGGUUCAAGAGAUGAAGACUUCAUCGACUGUGUCCAUUUCAUCCGUAGCAAGCUGCUUGAGAUUGCAGGCGUGUCCCAGGCGGAAUACACUGCUAUACCUUUGCAGGGCAGUGGGACAUAUGCUGUCGAGGCCGUAAUCACAACAGCCACACCUAAAACUGGGGGUAAACUACUUGUGAUUGUGAAUGGUUCUUAUGGUAAAAGGAUGGUGAAGAUUUGUGAAGUCUCUGGCAUAGAAACGAUUGUACUUCAAGGAGAGGAAGCCCAGAAAGUUGACCUCCAAUCUGUUGAGAACACCCUGAAGCAACACCCUGAUCUUAACGGCGUCUGCAUCGUCCACUGUGAGACAUCAACAGGAGUCAUCCAUCCUGUGGAGGCUGUGGGCAAGCUGGUGCGAAUGCAUACUCCUAAUGCCUUCUUCUUUGUUGAUGCCAUGAGCAGCUUUGGAGCUGUGCCGCUGAAUUUAGAAGGUGCACAGAUCACGUACAUGGUCAGCUCUGCCAACAAAUGCAUUGAGGGUGUACCUGGGUUCUCGUUCGUACUAGCUGAGAAGAAGCACCUUCUCAGCUGCCGUGGCCAGUCUCGCACUCUUUCCCUGGAUAUAGUGGACCAAUUUGAGGGACUUGAAAAGUCUGGGCAGUUCCGGUUUACUCCAGCAACACAUGCAAUGCUUGCCUUCCGCACGGCGCUAAGGGAACUGGCUGAAGAAGGAGGAGUCAUUGGAAGAGCUGAAAGGUAUAUGGAAAACCGACACAUCCUGCAUGAUGGCAUGAGAAAGCUUGGCUUCAAAGAAUUCUUGGAUGACACUCAUGAGGGCUACAUCAUCACUUCUUUCUUCUACCCAAAGCACCCUAACUUUGAUUUUACACAGUUCUACAAGCACUUGAGUGCCAAAGAUCAGGUUAUCUACCCUGGGAAAGUGACAGAGGCAGACUGCUUCCGUAUCGGCAACAUUGGCCAUCUCUUCCCCAAGGACAUGGAACAUUUACUCAAGUGCAUUGAAGAGGUGCUGGCUGAUAUGGAUAUCCCAACACCGAUCAUGGAGCAGUGAUGGUAGUGAUAUCCCCCCCCCCAUGCUCUAGUUUAUAUUAGCAAGAUAAAAAAUGAUGGUGUGUUGAGGAAGCCAUAACGUCUACUGUUUAUAGGGGAAAAUUGGGGUAAAUGUUCAAAUACAAACAUACCAUAAUUGCUUGAAUAAAUGCCCCUGGCAAUGUGCUUAUCCUUUUAAUCUCAAAAUCUGUUUUAUGCAUGGAGUACAAAUUUCUCCAGAACCAAUAACCACCAAUAGAAUUGUGUGGUUAGUGUUCGUAAUUUCGUCUACGUAGUCCCUCUUUGUGAAAGUCCAUUGAGUGCAACAAAAGGCGUUUCUUAGAGUGGAGAUGCUUUUUUGAGAAAGGUUUUUAUUCCAGCAAUUGUGGUAUUACUAAAAGUGUUAGGGAGAAUAGUCAUAAAAUGUAUGAACAGAGUUCUCCUGGGUGUUAUAAGCUCCAAGAUCCACUUGUGCAGUAGUCAAAGAACUACAAAACAGUGAUCUGGCUGCAAAUGACGUCUGUGCUAUGAGUAAAAUUAUAAGUUGAAAUUGAAAUUUACCACGUUUUUCAGCCAAGACUAUGUCAGCCAAACAAAGGCCUUAGAUACCCCUAGAUAUUUUGUUGAUCAGUCUUAGGUUUUGGUGUUAUUUGUAGCUUUGCGAGUUUACUUUUCAUGUUUUAAUAGUAUACUUCACUUUUCAUUAAAAACCCUGAAUAGGCGGAGCGUCAUCUGAGACACCUUUGCGCUCCCAUGGGCAUCCUUAAUUAUUUUGAUGUAAAAUAGAUAGAAAAAGUGAGUAGUAAAAUAAUAUAAUUCCAUAAAAAAGAAAUAAAUAGGUUUAUUAGAAAGUAACUGACUUUGAUUUUAAAUUUGUUUCAAAAAUAAAACUUGACAAGUAA